This is a messenger RNA of Xiphophorus hellerii (green swordtail), 3378 nucleotides long. RefSeq names its product adhesion G-protein coupled receptor G2-like. The coding region runs from base 440 to 2377 and encodes 645 amino acids. The record is from RefSeq and is a predicted model, not a curated record. The transcript has 14 exons. Gene Ontology annotation, biological process: adenylate cyclase-activating G protein-coupled receptor signaling pathway; cell surface receptor signaling pathway. Gene Ontology annotation, cellular component: plasma membrane. Gene Ontology annotation, molecular function: G protein-coupled receptor activity. Lineage: Eukaryota; Metazoa; Chordata; Actinopteri; Cyprinodontiformes; Poeciliidae.
AUUAUUACUAUUAGUCAAUCACACUAUACAUUUUGUUUUUUUGAAUCCAGUGUAAAACCUGGGGUGUUUUCAUUGUUGUUUAAGAAUCUGAAUCUUCCCCACGUCUACAUUAACUCAUCGUGUUUUCAGCGAUGGCCUUGUUCUGCUAACUGGUGCACCUGCAGUCAGUGGGACCGAAAAAACCCUUCAGAUUCAAACCUGGUCAUUUUCACAUCAUGUCAUCAUGUUGGAUCAUGUUCCUGUUGAUAUUAGCACAGAGCUGCACUGCGAACGUUACUCAUUCAUGGAGCUGAGGUGGCGCCGUAAAGAUUAUUUGCAUGAAACAGAGAAGCACAGCAGCAUCUUCGAGCGCCUUGUCGGAACGUUUGGUCUUGCGUCGGCCUCCUCUUCCCUUCAUUCUGUUAACUUUAGAGGACAAAGCAGUUCUGGCAUCUGAAGGAUGAGAGCAAAAACCAUAAUUCCAGUUCUGGUUUUACUGCUGCUCCACCAGUCGAGGGCUGAUCAAGUGUGUGUCAACAUCUCUGAGUAUAAUCUGAAUGUCACGGUGCCUUAUGGCCACAUGACUGAGAAGAGGACUGGUGAAGGUGCUGAAUGUGAGAACGAUGAAGAAGAAUGUUUCUUUCAAUGCGUACCAACCAAUGAGACGUGGUUCCAUGGAUCAUCUGGCUGCUUAAACUGUUCAGUGACAAAUGGAAGUUAUAACAUCACUGUGUAUAACAUCCAUGGAAACAUCUCGGACACCGUCUGCUACCACGCUCACUGCAGGGAAGACUCCAUCCUGCCACUAAUUCACAGAUUGAAAGAAAUUGACGACGCCCAGAAGGAACUGGGGGAACUCCUGUACAUAAGGGAUUCAUGUCCGAGUCUCUUCAGAACCAGUUAUAAUAUUAAGAAGGUGUAUGUAAUACUGGAGAAGCAAAUAAUUCAUGAAAUUAUGAAUAUGACUGAGUUUGAGGGUGGCAGCUCCAAGACCUACAACCUGAAGUACUUGUCUGUGAAUGUUUCCAAAAUCAGUGACACAGUCCUCAACGUUUCAGAAGACAUGAUCCCAAUGAAAGCUCCUCAGCUAUGGCCCAACAACGACUUGUCUGUCCCUGAGGUUUGGAUCCCAGUGAACGCACUGAAACACAUCCCACAAGAGGAGCGAGUUAUCGGCCUGGUCAGCUACAUGGACCCCAGCCAGUUCCAGUUUGACAAUGAGGAUUUCCGCUCCAUGGUUCUCAGGAUAGAGAUGUUAGGCGAGUCUCGCCUUCAGAAUCUCAAGCCGCCAAUCCAAAUGAUUUUCAGGGUUGUGAAACCAGAAGGGAAUGUCUCCCAGUUACUGUGUCUCUACUUUGAUGAAGACUACGGUUUUGCCUGGAAAGAAGAUGGAUGUGAAACUGAAAUCGACCGAGAUCAAGUUACCUGCAAUUGCAGCCAUGCAACACCCUUUGCCGUCCUUCUGAUAAGAACACCAAUAGAUGGAGUCCAUUGGAAAAUACUGUCUUACAUCAGUUACAUAGGCUGUGGAAUUUCUCUUUUCUUCGGCGCUUCGUCUCUCGUUGUAUAUGUGUUUAACAGGAGCCACAAAAUGGACACUUCCAUGUCCAUCCACGUGUCUCUGAGCGGCGCCUUGUUUCUCCUUAACUCCACCUUCCUGCUGACUGAGUGGGGGCCCACGGUGGAGCCGGACUGGGUCUGUGAGUUUAUAGCUGCGCUCAUGCAUUACUCGCUGCUCUGCUGUCUCACCUGGAUGGCCAUCGAGGCCCUGCACCUCUACCUGCUGCUGAUAAAGGUGUACAACACCUACUACAAAUGCUACCUGCUCAAACUGUCUCUCGUCGGAUGGGGGAUUCCUGCGAUAAUUGUGUCAAUAUCUUUGUCUGUGAAGAACGUUAAACAGUUUUACGGAGUUACAGAGUUGACCAUGUCAGACACCAAUCAAACCAACAGCAUCUGCUGGAUCACGGAUGACACCUACUUCUACUCGCUGAACCUUGUGUAUUUCACCCUGAUAUUCAUCUUUAACUCUGGCAUUCUGAUGGCAGUGGCCUCAAGCAUCUGCAAGAUGAAGAAAAAGUUAAAGACUAACUCAAAGCUUCAAGCUAGCGCCAGCAGAAAGUCAAAGGGAGUCCCACAGAGGUUCAGCGCGUCCUGCCAGAGCGGCCUGACUCUGCUGGGCCUCACCUGCCUGAUGGGGACCACCUGGGGUCUGGCCUUCCUGGGUUCUGGUUAUGUCAACUACGCAGUGCUCUAUCUUUUUUGCAUCCUCAAUUCCCUACAAGGUUUCUUUAUUUUUGUGUGGAUCUGUCUGUCGGCCAAGAAGCAGCGGAGGAAAGAAAUGGAGCAGAAAGUGUCUUUGAUCACUGCGGUGCAUUCAGACACAAAAAUGGACUAGAUCUCUUCUGCCUCUGCAUGGAUCCCAGUAGAUCCUCUUACAGAAAUGCAUCUGCAUGUAUGGGGAAAAAAAACUGCAAAAAGCCUUAAAACUAAUUCCUUUUUUAUCGCAAUUGCAUAUUUUUUACACAGCCUCACAGUUAGAAGCACUUCUAUAAGUUCCUACAAAAUAAAUGUUAGCCAUUUAAUACUUAAUGUUUCCCUGAGGUAUACAGAGGCCCAAUUCUUUCAGUCACUGUUCAUAAGUGGGAAACACAGGAAACGUCUAAAGCAAGAACUCGGGCGCCAGAAGUUGCCCAUGUCUACAGAAGGAGAAAUAAUUCAAAAGUUUAAAACAACUCAGAGCGUCACAGACGUGGCUGGAAGUGAACGGCACCACACACAGACAGCAGGAAGGUAAGAAAAGUGGAAAAAGAAAAUUAAAAUCUCUCUAUCAAUGAAGUUCUUCCUGGUUUUCAGUGAGUUCAGCGAUAAAAGGCACAAUUAUAUUCACACAUUUUUAACGUGUAAUGCUGAGAAGUGUAUAAGUAUUUAUAUUACAUUACAUUUUGCCACAAACACCAGCGCAUUCAUCUUUCUUAUUUUCAAAUACACACAAACACACAACUCUUCAGUGCGGUGUGUGUACUCAGCUUUCAAGAAUCAGGAAACCUUGUUAAACUGCUUUUCAUUGCAAUUUCUGCUGCAACUCUUUUCACACACUGUAUAUACCAGCUUUGCACAUUUUUACCCACCGUUCCUUGCAAAGAGCUGUAGUUUAGUCCGACUGGGCGGAGUGUAUCUGUGAAUGUGCAUCUGAAAAUGCAUGCCACAUUUUCAGAUUUUGAGUUGUAAAACAUUUUCAUAAAACUUGUAAUAUCUUUGUUCCUCUUUACAUUACUUUGUGUUGGUCUGUUCCAUAAAAUCUCAAUAAAAUGUGUGGAAGUUUGUGUAUUUUCUAUGACACGAUUAUGGAAAAGUUUUUAUGGGUAAUAAUACUUAGACAAGGCACUGCACAUUUAG